AUAGGUAAUUGGUGGAGGAUUGAGAGAGUGCGGUGUUGGUUAAACAUGUGGAAGUUUGGUGCUUGAACUUGAACGCCGAACAUUGCGAUUCAGAGAGAGAGAGAAGAGAAUGGCCAUGGCCCGAAGAGUCCCUCGUAAUGUUUUGGGAUUGGUCAAAAGGAACAUCUUUCAUUGCCCCGAUGCCGUUGGAAUUGUAGCCAAGCUAUCCGACUGUAUUGCCUCUAGAGGUGGAAACAUUCUCGCCGCUGAUGUUUUUGUUCCUGAAAAUAAACAUGUCUUCUACUCCAGAAGGGUGAAGCAGCCGCCACGACCACCACCGCAUGUUGUUCUUCUCUCCAUGCUCAUGCGGCUUCGCGCUUUCAAGCUUUCCUUCAAAGCCAUUAACAAACAAAAUCCCACCUUGAGCAUCCUUUGGCACCCAUUUUCCUCUGCCGCACUCGCCGACUCCAACACCCCUUUCACACCUCCCUCCUCUUUCUCCACCUUCGACGUUCUCCAAACCCUACAUCACCUCCAUAACAACCCCUCCCACGCUCUCUCCUUCUUCACACACCUCCACCACACUGGUUUCUCCCAUACCAUCUCCACCUACGCCGCCAUCAUCAAAAUCCUCUCUUUCUGGAACCUCCAACGCCAACUAGACACCCUUUUCCUCCACCUCAUCAACCACGACCACCCUCCUCUUCCCUUUCCCCUCCUUAACCUCUUCGAAACACUCUUCCAAGACUUCAACACCAGCCACAAAAACAACUACUUCUUGCUUAGAGCAUUUAACGGUUUUGUCAAAACCUGUGUCAGCCUCAACAUGUUCGAUAAGGCCAUUGAUUUCCUCUUCCAAAUCCGGCGCCGUGGAAUCCUCCCCGAUGUUUUGACUUGCAACUUCCUCUUCAACAGGCUGGUGGAGCAUGGUGAGGUGGAUAAGGCAUUGGCUGUUUAUGAGCAGCUCAAGAGGUUUGGCUUCAUCCCCAAUUGUUACACCUAUGCAAUUGUUAUCAAGGCAUUGUGUAAAAAAGGUGACUUGAAACAACCCCUUUGUGUGUUUGAGGAAAUGGAGAAAGUUGGGGUCAUUCCUCAUUCGUAUUGCUUUGCUGCUUACAUUGAGGGGCUUUGUAAUAACCAUAGGUCUGAUUUGGGGUUUGAGGUUCUGCAGGCAUUUAGGAAAGGUAAUGCGCCUUUAGAGGUUUAUGCGUACACCGCAGUUGUUCGUGGGUUUUGUAAUGAGAUGAAGUUGGAUGAGGCUCAGGGUGUGUUUGAUGACAUGGAGAGGCAGGGGGUGGUUCCUGAUGUGUAUGUUUAUUCUUCACUGAUUCAUGGGUAUUGUAAGAGUCAUAAUCUUCUCCGGGCUUUGGCUUUGCACGAUGAGAUGAUUUCGAGGGGUGUGAAGACAAAUUGUGUGGUUGUUAGCUACAUUCUGCAUUGUUUGGGGGAGAUGGGGAUGACUUUGGAGGUGGUGGACCAGUUUAAGGAGUUGAAGGAAUCCGGGAUGUUUCUUGAUGGGGUGGCCUACAACAUUGUGUUUGAUGCUUUGUGUAUGUUGGGGAAAGUGGAGGAUGCGGUAGAGAUGGUGGAGGAGAUGAAGAGUAAGCGUUUGGGUUUGGAUGUUAAGCACUACACGACACUUAUCAAUGGGUAUUGCCUUCAGGGUGAUCUUGUUACUGCGUUUAACAUGUUUAAGGAAAUGAAAGAAAAGGGUUUAAAACCUGACAUUGUCACAUAUAAUGUACUGGCAGCCGGGUUGUCUAGAAAUGGUCAUGCUCGUGAGACAGUGAAGCUUUUGGAUUUUAUGGAGAGUCAAGGCAUGAAGCCAAACUCUACUACACACAAGAUGAUCAUUGAAGGCUUGUGUUCUGGAGGCAAGGUUUUAGAAGCUGAGGCAUAUUUUAACAGUCUGGAAGAUAAGAAUAUUGAAAUCUACUCUGCCAUGUUGAAUGGCUAUUGCGAAACAGACCUUGUCAAAAAAUCAUAUGAAGUUUUCCUUAAGCUGUUAAACCAAGGAGAUAUGGCUAAGGAAGCUUCCUGUUUCAAGCUACUUAGUAAACUCUGCAUGACAGGUGACAUUGAGAAAGCUGUUAAGUUGCUGGAGAGAAUGUUGUUGUCGAAUGUGAAACCAAGCAAAAUAAUGUAUUCCAAAGUUUUAGCUGCACUGUGCCAGGCUGGGGAUAUGAAGAAUGCUCGCACUUUGUUUGAUGUUUUCGUUCAUAGAGGAUUCACUCCUGAUGUUGUAACUUACACGAUUAUGAUAAAUAGUUAUUGUAGGAUGAAUUGCUUGCAAGAGGCCCAUGACCUUUUCCAGGAUAUGAAGAGGAGAGGGAUCAAACCUGAUGUCAUUACCUUCACAGUUUUACUUGAUGGGAGCUUAAAAGAAUAUUCAGGUAAACGUUUCUCUCCUCAUGGAAAAAGAAAGACAACGCCACUUUAUGUUUCCACCAUCUUGAGAGAUAUGGAGCAAAUGAAAAUAAAUCCGGAUGUUGUUUGUUACACUGUGUUGAUGGAUGGACACAUGAAGACAGAUAACUUUCAACAAGCAGUUAGCCUCUUUGAUAAAAUGAUUGAGAGUGGACUAGAACCAGAUACUGUAACAUACACUGCUUUGGUCUCUGGCUUAUGUAACAGAGGGCACGUGGAGAAAGCUGUUACACUGCUUAAUGAAAUGUCUUCCAAAGGAAUGACACCAGAUGUGCAUAUCAUCUCAGCUUUGAAACGUGGUAUUAUAAAAGCUAGAAAGGUGCAAUUUCAUACGUAGUUGGUGAGUUUAGAUGGUUGGCGCUUGGAUUUAUUCUGAUUUCUAAAAUGUAUCUGGUCAAUUCCUAAAGGUUGAAAAGAGAAGAGCUAUGCAUAUUUGCAGAUCAGUUACCAGGAUGUAAUUGUAUGUAGGAUGAUGAAGGGAGUGAGCAAUUCACAGAAGAUGGCUCAGUUAACUUUAGAGGAGAGCCUAUUCUUAAGAAGGAUACUUGCAGUUGAAGGGCUUGUCCUUUUAUCCUAGGUGGAGGAAUUGAAAAUCUUGAUCU
Glycine soja is the source of this 3008-nucleotide messenger RNA. Its product is annotated as pentatricopeptide repeat-containing protein At2g26790, mitochondrial-like. The record is from RefSeq and is a predicted model, not a curated record. Gene Ontology annotation, molecular function: protein binding. Gene Ontology annotation, cellular component: chloroplast. Bases 110 to 2743 code for a protein of 877 amino acids. The transcript has 6 exons. Lineage: Eukaryota; Viridiplantae; Streptophyta; Magnoliopsida; Fabales; Fabaceae.